AUGAUCGUCAUCAGAUUGCUUGUUUGGAUUUUACAAGCAUGCAAAAUAGUCCAAUCAGCAGGGGUGGCGGUUCAUUUGACGCUUUUAGCGCGAACGGGUGUUCCUAGCGGGUUACAGCCUUUUAUUUCGCAAUUGAAGGCUGGAACUUUCUUUCCCGAUGCUUUUUACAGUUGUAAUACCAACAAAAAAUGGCAACAGUUUUCGGAGUGGGCACAUUGGCCACCUUUUUUGAUCUUGGGUUCACAACUUUGGCAGGAACGCUAUAAGAAUGAUCCAGAUUGCGAAAACGCUAAAAAAUUGAAAGCGUUUUUAGUGGGCGUAUUUGUGCAUCAGGUCACUGACGUAUCUUGGCAUUCCUUGAUGUCUGGUUACAAAAGCCAUGGUUUAAUCAAAGUUUUAGCAGGUCUUGAAUUCGACGGUGACUAUCAGGCAGCACACAAUUUUAUUGAUUCGAUGGGCGACUUUUUGAUGCUGGGCCAAAUCUUAACAGAUUACUCUUCUGAAAGCUGGGCAUACUACACUGAUCAAGACUGGGAUUUCCCAUUUGAAGACGAUCUUCUGGAGAUUAUACAUCGGUCUGGCGUAAAUGACAUGCAUUUUUGGGAAAUUAAUACCUGUGUGAGAAGAGGGGCGGCAGCUUUGGCUAGUGAGGUCAUGACUUUGCUACAACGUAGGAAACAGGUCUUAGAGCUCGGCUAUGAAGUGUCACCAAGAGCUCGGGAGCUGAUGCAGGAACACUGGCUUGGUGGAGAAAUGAAUUUGGUAGCAAUGGUCAAUAAAUGCCUCCCCACAUUCUUGUCUCUUUUUGAAAAUAACGACCUGGACUCUGAUGAAAUGGCAACCCUGAUCGAACUUUGUGGCUCAUUACCGCCAGCCGAAAGAACCUCACAUGUUGAAGGUUUGUCGCUUCAAAUUCAGCAUCGGGAUGACGGUUCACUGUUUGUCUCACCCUUGACGCCCUUGUCCUUAUUUGGAUCUGAUAUGGCCGUAGGAAGGUUUCAGAAGAACCUCACAUCGUUGGCAAUAAGCGCACCUCUAGAAGAAAAUGAGGGAUCCGUAUACGUAAUUCCAUGGGGCGAAUUGACUGGUCUGAGGUUAAGUGUCGCCGAGAAACCGGUCACCUCUACCUAUGGCGCGCGUGUCCACGCGUAUACUUAUGAAGCGGUGGAUUACCUCGUGGUGUCUGCUCCAGGCGAGAAUAAGGUUCAUUUCUACGAAGAUGGACUCGAAAGACUUUCAAUAAGUGACGCUAAAAGUUGGGAGAGGCAUCAACUUUCUGUCGGUUCAAUUGGUGACAUCGACAAUGACGGAAUUCCUGAUUUGAUCCUCUCGAGUUCACACUAUGGUUUAAACGAAACUGGUAUUCUAAUAAUUGUCGAUGGUCGUGAUACAGUUCAACACCUACGAGACCCUGAAGCGCUUGAAUUAGAGCUGCAUAAUCUCGGUACUUUGAUUCUCAAAGCACCUAUUUCAGAAGCCUUUCAAAACUAUGGAUCACAGGUAGCUCUGUCAAGUGCGCCGAGCGGAGAUAAAUUGCUAUAUGUUGCGGCACAAGGUUUGGGUGUCGUAUUUGCAUAUUCGCAAAGUACUUUACAUCAAAACGCCCUGCCAAGCUAUUACAUUAUUGAAGAUACUGUUGUUCCUUUUGAAAUUGACGUGCCACUCGACUUGCACGUCAAGAAAUCUUUACAGCAUGGCAUGUUUGGGAAAGAAAUGAAGACGAUGAGAUUUAAUGAUAGAGGUUUUGUUGCUGUUUCUUGCCAUUUACACAACAAAAUUUUCAUAUAUGAGGAAACAGCUGGCGCGUUAACGUUUUUCGCCACGUUGGUUUUGGACACGUCUUUCGACCCUAAGACUGUCAAUGCAGCAAUUGGGUUUGGGACGUCAAUUGAAUACGAUGACGAAAAUGAGAAACUUCUAAUCUCAUCCCCUGGAUUAUUCGAGGGUACAGGUGCAAUCUGGGGGAUCAGCAUGUUUGAGAUAUGGCAAUCCGUUCAAAGGUGGAAACUCACCACUAUCUUGGUAACUCCUGCCAAACAUUUGAUAAGCCUAAAUACAGGCGCAUCUGGACAAGGAAGUCCAGAUUUUGGAAAGGUCAUAAAAAUGGGGCCAGAUGGAAAGCUUUUAGUGGGAGCCCCACGGUAUGGGUAUGGGGAUUUUGGUCAUCAUCAACUUUCUGGUGGUAUUGUCAUCAUAUGA
Molecule: messenger RNA, 2199 nt
Organism: Lachancea lanzarotensis
Lineage: Eukaryota; Fungi; Ascomycota; Saccharomycetes; Saccharomycetales; Saccharomycetaceae
Product: LALA0S11e05270g1_1
Exons: 1
Coding region: 1-2199 (732 amino acids)
Cellular component (GO): extracellular matrix
Molecular function (GO): GPI anchor phospholipase D activity
Source: RefSeq, a predicted model, not a curated record